AUGCCAGGAACAUCAUUUUUCUUCGUCGAUAGCGCUCAAAGCAACAGAGCCGCCAAGAAGCUCGUAAGGAGCCACGUAAUGAAGGGCAAGAAUGCCGGCAAAAGAUUUCACCGGCGAUCAAGGCUGCAACUCGCUCCGACAAGACUCAGAGCAAGUGAGCGGACAAUUAUAUUGCGGCAGGAUCUGGAUAAGUCAAGAAAAGAGUACCGCUACAGUGACGAAGAACAUGCAAAGCUUAACUCUAUAUUGGUCUGUCCCAGCAAUGCGAUCCUCACAGGCCUGCCGGUGAAAAUCACCAAUCCUUCCAUGGAAAUAAUGAAUGAAUACUUUACCCGCACAAUGAACAGACUGUAUCGCCUUCACCAAUGGCUUUCUAUGGAUGAGGUCAAAGGAAUGUGGCUCCCUAUCCUUUUCGCCAAUCAAGCAGCUUACUAUUGCAAUAUUGCGCUCAUGCAAACCUGCAAUGAGAUGUACUGCAACAACGGAAACAGCUCGCCUAAAGCAUUGUAUCAUUUGUCACAGACGUUCAACCAUGUCACGAGACUACUUGCUGGUCCCGAUGCCCUGUCAGAUGCUGCAAUCAUGAUUGUAGUGAGCCUUAUCAGCAGUGAACUGAUCAGAAAGGGAUACGGAGACCUCAAAGUUCAUCUCAGCGGCCUACAGAGAAUGAUUCAGCUUCGUGGUGGUCUGUCUAAACUCGAGGGAAAUCCUGCGCUAUUACUGAAAGUCUGCAAGGUGGACAUAAUGCUUUCGCUUCAACAUGGUGGACCGCCGCUGUUCUUUCGAGAUCGGAUGAUCAAGGUACGGGAUACUCUAGCACUCACCAAACUAGACAUCGAUGGCGACGCCGCUGCAUCCUGUCCGCAGCAUGAGUUGCUAGAACCAUAUCUUCACGGAAUAUUGGUGGACAUGAUGGGUGUGGCGUCACUCUUCAACAGCGGCGCAACAAUUGAUCUGGAAACUCUUCAAGAGAUGAUACUAUCGCUUGGGUAUCGCCUCGUACAGUUCUAUCCUUCGGGGGAACGAAGGCUAUGGCACUUACAAGCCUCCUAUCACAUCGGCUUAACGAUAUUCAAUUUGACUGUCUUUCUACAUUCUGGACGUCGUCAAAUUGUGGACUACGAGCGCGUAGAUCGCCGGCUGAAGGAAAUCCUUAACACUGACUUGGAAGAUCAAAAUCCUGAACUCGCUCUCUGGCUCUCAAUCCUUGGUGGUAUUUGGGCGUCUGAUGGCUAUGAUGGGCACUGGCUUCCACCAAGAAUACGGCUAAUAGCAUCAAGGCUUGAUAUUCGCAGCUGGGAUGAAGUAUGCGUUGUAAUGAGCCACUUCCCCUGGGUUCACGCCUUGCACGAUGACCCAGGCCAUGCAUUAUGGGACCAAGCACACCAGGAUGAGUCAAUACCGAGUUGGAUAACAUUUUGA
Messenger RNA from Trichoderma gamsii, 1422 nucleotides. RefSeq lists its product as hypothetical. The record is from RefSeq and is a predicted model, not a curated record. Bases 1 to 1422 code for a protein of 473 amino acids. Lineage: Eukaryota; Fungi; Ascomycota; Sordariomycetes; Hypocreales; Hypocreaceae. The transcript is spliced from 4 exons.